Molecule: messenger RNA, 2032 nt
Organism: Nymphaea colorata (pocket water lily)
Lineage: Eukaryota; Viridiplantae; Streptophyta; Magnoliopsida; Nymphaeales; Nymphaeaceae
Product: amino acid transporter AVT1A-like
Exons: 12
Coding region: 180-1790 (536 amino acids)
Cellular component (GO): plasma membrane
Source: RefSeq, a predicted model, not a curated record
GCGCGCGCGCUCUCCCUCCCUCCUCGGCUUUUUAGCCAACGCCAAAUCGUUCGCCAUCUCUCUCGUGAAGUCAUUGUUCCCUGGGAUGCAUUCGGGAAUAGACCUGAAACCUCGCUGAGAUCCUGAAAAGCUUGGUUAUAGAAUCCGAACUUCAGACUGUAAAUUCUGGUUUACGGGGUAUGGAAGGCGCGGACCGCGAGAUGUUCCUGGAGGAAGACGAGGACGCGCGCAGCGAGAAGAGCUCGCCGCAGGACACCGAUGGUGAGAUGGAAAAUGGGAGAGACGAUUGUGAGGAGAAUGGUUGGGGGAAGAAUGAGAACUCAUGCUCUUCCUCUGUUUUCACCUCGAGUCAGUGGCCGCGCAGUUACAGGGAAACAACGGAUUCUUAUACAAUUGCUGCAUCACCAACAUUUGGCCUUCUUCAACGUACUUCCAGUAUUAGGUAUUCAAGUUUCCAUGAAAGUGCAUUGAGUUGCAAUGACUUGGAAGCAAAAUUGCCCUUGCUAUCAGAAAGCAUUAUUGAGACACAACGAUCGGAGAAAACUCUAAGCAAAUCCAGACUAUUUCAGGAGUCAAGUUGCCAUGAUUUGCAGUUUUCAGAACGGCCUGCUAUUUGUGGUUGUAGCUUCACUCAGACUAUUUUUAAUGGUGUUAAUGUAUUGGCUGGUGUGGGGCUUCUUUCUACUCCAUUCACAAUAAAAGAAGCUGGAUGGGCAAGUUUGCUGGUCCUAGUUUUUUUUGCGAUUGUCUGCUGCUAUACAGGCAUCCUCAUGAAACAAUGUUUUGAAAGCAGAGAAGGCAUUUUCAGCUAUCCAGAUAUUGGAGAAGCAGCUUUUGGCAGAUUUGGGCGUAUUUUCAUAUCUAUCAUUUUAUACCUGGAGCUGUAUUCAUACUGUGUAGAGUUUAUCAUUUUGGAGGCAGACAAUCUCACAAGCCUGUUUCCUGGCACUUCACUUGACUGGGGUGGGAUUCAUGCCGACUCUGCUCACUUUUUUGGAAUCCUAACUGGUCUUAUAGUUCUUCCAACUGUUUGCUUAAGAGACCUUAGAAUUAUAUCAUACCUUUCAGCUGGGGGUGUUCUUGCAACCAUUUUAAUAACCCUUUCAGUGUUCUUAGUUGGCGCCACCAAUCAUAUAGGAUUUCACCAGACUGGUUCACUUGUUAAUUGGAGUGGCCUUCCAUUAGCAAUUGGGGUGCAUGGAUUUUGCUAUUCUGGGCACACAGUUUUCCCGAACAUCUAUCAAUCAAUGUCUGACAAAACAAAAUUCAACAAGGCAUUGAUUAUUUGCUUCCUUUUGUGCACAGCAAUAUACGGUUCAGUUGCAGCCUUGGGAUAUCUCAUGUUUGGUCAACGAACACUUUCUCAAAUAACUUUGAACUUGCCAAAGCAUGCUUUUUCUUCAAAAGUUGCAAUAUGGACAACGGUGAUCAAUCCUUUUACGAAAUAUGCACUACUUCUUAAUCCCUUGGCAAGGAGUAUAGAAGAAUUGCUUCCAAGUGGAGCUCAAAAUGAGUUAGUGUUCUCCAUUCUCAUACGGACAGGGCUUGUUAUUUCGACCAUUUGUGUCGCAUUCCUUUUGCCAUUCUUUGGUCUUGUGAUGGCCUUAAUCGGCUCUCUUCUCAGUAUACUUGUGGCGGUCAUCUUGCCUCCUCUUUGUUUCUUGAACAUAGCAAAGAAGAAAGCUACAACGUUGCAGGUCACUUCGAGCAUUAUCAUCAUUGGGCUAGGCAUAGCUAGUGCAGCAGUUGGCACCUAUGCAUCAGUAUCCAGGAUCCUGAAUAGCUAUUAAGUCUCCUCUCUGUGCAACUUCCGCUUUGCAAACAGAUUGCCUUCAUCCCAUGGCAAACCAAAUUUUGGUAUGCUACUUGUCCUGACUGGAGAAUCUUAUUCGUUCGAAUCACCAUCGCUGCUGAACUGUUUAUUUAUGCGCAAUGAGACACCAAUUCAUUGUUGUAAUUGCCCAUCGGUGCGGCCCUUGUGACGCUAUUGUUCAGGUUUUUGAAUUUUAAAAUGGGUUUAAAUUGCUUUAAA